Gadus chalcogrammus (walleye pollock) is the source of this 6014-nucleotide messenger RNA. RefSeq names its product receptor-type tyrosine-protein phosphatase S-like. The coding region runs from base 55 to 5814 and encodes 1919 amino acids. Gene Ontology annotation, molecular function: protein binding; protein tyrosine phosphatase activity. NCBI's taxonomy places the organism in Eukaryota, Metazoa, Chordata, Actinopteri, Gadiformes, Gadidae. Gene Ontology annotation, biological process: protein dephosphorylation. The record is from RefSeq and is a predicted model, not a curated record. The transcript is spliced from 33 exons.
CAGUGAUAAAAACGGACCAAGAGAGAGAAAUAUACAGAGAGAGAGGAAAGUAAUAUGAAGAAAAUCCCAGGGAACGAUAUCUUCGCAUCAGAGUGCCUACCCCUGUUGAGCCAACCACCAGCCCCUGUCUCGUUCAUCUCCGACCAGCCCUUCCGUACAACCAUGCCUCUAGCCAGGACCCGUGGAUUUCCACCCCAGCACGGGAGGCCUGUCCGGGGGCUUUGCCUCCGACCAUCACUGCCCUGCCUGCUCCUCCUGCCUUCCCUGCUCCUCCUAAUUGCUUCUUUGAGCGACGUGUGCGAAGCCCUAGCAAAGCCCUGGUUCACCAAGACCCCCACCGACCAGAUCGGGGUCUCGGGGGGAGUGGCGUCGUUCGUGUGCCAGGCCUCGGGGGACCCCAAGCCCCAGGUCGUGUGGAACAAGAAGGGCAAGAAAGUGAACUCCCAGCGUAUCGAGACCAUCGAGUACGACGACGGGGCGGGGGCCGUGCUGCGGAUCCAGCCCCUGAGAGCCCCCAGGGACGAGAACAUCUACGAGUGCGUGGCGCAGAACAGCCAGGGCGAGGAGGCCGUCACCGCCAAGCUGGCCAUCAUCCGAGUGCGCCGCGUCCCCCCUCGUUUCUCCAUCCCCCCCUCGAGCCACGAGAUCAUGCCGGGGGGCAGCGUGAACAUCACGUGCGUGGCGGUGGGCUCGCCCAUGCCCUAUGUCAAGUGGAUGCUGGGCACCGAGGACCUGACCCCCGAGGACGAGAUGCCCAUCGGACGCAACGUGCUGGAGCUCACCGGGGUGCGCGAGUCGGCCAACUACACCUGCGUGGCCAUGAGCAGCCUGGGCAUCAUCGAGGAGGCGGCGCAGGUGUCCGUCAAGACUCUGCCCAAGCCCCCCGGCACCCCCAUCGUCACGGAGACCACGGCCACCAGCGUCACCAUCACCUGGGACUCGGGCAACCCGGACCCCGUCUCCUACUACAUCAUCCAGUACCGCGCCAAGGCCCCCGACAGCAAGUACGAGACGGUGGACGGCAUCACCACCACGCGCUACAGCAUCGGGGGCCUGUACCCCAACACCGACUACGAGAUCCGCGUGUCGGCCUUCAACAGCAUCGGCCAGGGCCUGCCCUCCCUGAGGGUGGAGGCCCGCACCGGGGAGCAGGCGCCCGCCAGCCCGCCCCGCAACGUCCAGGCCCGCAUCAUCUCCAGCAACGCCGUGAUGGUCCGCUGGGAGGAGCCGGAGGAGCCCAACGGACAGGUGAAGGGGUACCGCGUGUACUACACCAUUGACCCGUCGCGGCCUAUGAACGAGUGGCAGAUCCACAACGUUCAGGACAGCGUGAUCACCACCAUCCAGUACCUGAUCACCUCCGAGACGUACCACAUCCAGGUGUUGGCCUUCACCUCUGUGGGCGACGGGCCCUUCUCAGAGCCCGUGCUCGUCAAAGUCAUGCCUGGAGUGCCGGGCCAACCGGGGAAGUUUAAGGUUGGCAAGGUGACGGAAACCAGCAUCGAGCUGACCUGGGAGCCGGCCUACACCAAGGAGGGCAUCGUCAACUACGAGCUGCUCUACAAACCUGUCAAGUUUGGAAGUUUGGAGAAGCUGACCUUUGGGCCCAGGAACUCUUACACGGUGGAGGGGCUGAAGGCCAACACUGAGUACUCCUUCACCCUGGCUGCCAUCUCCAACAAGGGCAUCGGGGCUUUCACCAACGAGCUGGUGCAGAGGACAUCACAAGCCAAGCCCGGGGCUGCACCCGAGGGCGUGUCCUGUGAGAGCGCCAGCUCCACCUCCCUGAGGGUCAGGUGGACUCCGCCUCCGCCGGGGGGGGCGGGGGGCGGCGCGGCGCGCUACGAGCUGAGCUACUGGCCGCUGCCAGGCGAGUCGGGGAGGGAGGCCCUGCCCAGGGGCCCGGGGCCCCAGAGGCUGGAGGUGGCCCAGGACGCGGGCCAGGCGCUGGUGACGGGGCUGAGGAAGUGGAGCUGGUACAACGUGUCCCUGGCCUCGGGGCCGUCCUCCGACGGGGAGGGGCCCCGGAGCCCCCCGCUGCUCUGCAGGACCGCCGAGGACGUGCCCGGGGCAGCCCCACGUCAGAUAGAUGUCAAGCCGCUCAACUCCUCAGCAUUUAGAGUGGGCUGGCGAUCGGUGUUGCCGCGGUUACAGCAGGGUCAGAUCCGCGGGUACCAGGUGCACUACAGCCGCGUGGAGGGGGGGGAGUCGCGGACCCUGCCCCGCAUCAAAGACCUGCUGCUGGACGACGCCCAGAUGGAGGCGGAUGACUCCACUCAGUAUGAAAUGAUUUUGGGGGGGCUGCGAGCAGAGACUCUGUACUCUGUCUCCGUGGCCGCUUACACCACCAAAGGGGACGGGACCCACAGCAAAGCCAAGCUGGUUCCGACCCCAGGGAGAGUCCCCGGCCCCCCGUCCCUGUGGCUGCGUCCAGUGGCGGGCCCCGCCGUGGUGGCUCGGUGGGCGGCCCCCCCGGGGGACCCAGAGACGGGCUCCGCCUCCCAGGGGCCACCGGUUGAAGUCCAGGGGUACCGCCUGCAGUUUGGGCCGAAGAACUCGUCCCUCGGCACCCCGCUGGACCUCACCGCCCAGAACCGGACCUACACGGUGCGGAAGGGCCUCCGCGAGGGCUCCACCUACGUCUUCCUCCUCUCCGCCCGGAGCCGGGCGGGCUACGGACAGGGAGUGCGUCAGGAGAUCCAAAUCCCCGAGUACCCGCCGUCGGGAUUCCCCAGAAUAGGGGACUCUGUGAACGCCACCUGCUGCUCCCUCCAGCUCUCCUGGCUACCCCCUCCCCCGGAGGAGCGCCACGGAGCCAUCACAGAGUACACCUUGGCCUACAGAGAGGCCGAAGAGCUGGCCAGGCCGUCGUCCGUGGCCUCGGCCGGCUCCACCGCCGUGCCUGGCUCGAUAGUGGGGGCUGGCGGCACUGCGACGCCUGGCCCCGGUGCCGCCGCCGCCGCCCCCCUGUACCAAGUGUCUAUCCCCGCCUCCGAGUCUGAGUACACCAUCCUCGGCCUUAACCACAGCUCAGCCUAUGAGCUCCAGCUCAGGGCCCACACCAAGGCGGGGGCGGGCCCGCUCAGCCCACCGCUGGUGUGCCGAACCCUGGCCCUUGAGACAGAUGUGCCCAGGAACUUCUCCGUCAAUUUAGCCACAAAGACCAGCGUUCUUCUGACCUGGGAGUUUCCAGAGAGCACCUAUCCGUAUCGCUUUACUGUGGAGUACAACCGGCAGAAGAUGGAGGUGGACGCGCGGCUCCGGAAGGCGGUGAUCCCCAACCUGCAGCCCGACACCAGCUACGACUUCAAGAUCACCUCCCCGGAGGGCAACAUGGGGGGCCUGCGCCACCGCAUCAACGCCAAGACCUCCCCGCCCAUCACCAUCCGCCGGCCCGAGGUGGACCACACCCGCGACUCGGAGACCACCGUCACCAUCAUCCUGCCCUCUCUGGAGACCCGCACGCCCGUCAAGAACGUGUACGUGGUGGUGGUGCCACUGAGGAGAGCCAAAGGCGCCAUCAAACACCUUAAGAGCCCAGAUGAAAUGGACCUGGAGGAGCUUCUCAAAGACAUCAGUCAGCGGCAGCGGGACACGCGGCAGCAGAAGCAGGUGGACCUCCGGAGGGCGUACAUCACCGCCCGGUUCACGCCGGGCACCCUGCCCGCCUUCUUCACCCUGGGGGACCAGCUGGACUACGGCGGCUUCGAGAACCGGGCCCUGGAGCCGGGCCAGGAGUACGUCUUCUUCAUCCUGGCCGAGCUCAACGCCACCACCGGGAAGAUGUACGUAGCCAGUCCCUACACUGACCCUGUGAUCGCCCCGGACUCGGACCCUCAACCCUUGGACGCCGGGGACGGUCUGAUCUGGGUGGUGGGACCCGUCCUGGCGGUGGUCUUCAUCAUCUGCAUCGUCAUCGCUAUACUCCUCUACAAGAACAAGCCUGACAGCAAACGCAAGGACUCUGAGCCCGGCACGAAGAGCCUGUUGAGCAACGCAGAGAUGAUGGCCCACCACCCCACCGACCCCGUGGAGAUGAGACGCAUCAACUUCCAGACCCCCGGGAUGAUGAGCCAUCCUCCGAUCCCCAUCAACGAGCUGGCCGAGCACACAGAGCUGCUGAAAGCCAACGACAACCUGAGACUCUCUCAGGAGUACGAGUCUGUGGACCCCGGCCAGCAGUUCACCUGGGAGCACUCCAACCUGGAGGUCAACAAGCCCAAGAACCGCUACGCCAACGUCAUCGCCUACGACCACACCCGCGUCAUCCUGGCCCCCAUCGACAGUAUCCUGGGCAGCGACUACAUCAACGCCAACUACAUCGACGGCUACAGGAAGCAGAACGCCUACAUCGCCACCCAGGGGCCGCUCUCCGAGACCUUCGGGGACUUCUGGAGGAUGGUGUGGGAGCAGAGGGCCGCCUCCGUUGUCAUGAUGACGCGGCUGGAGGAGAAAUCACGGGUGAAGUGCGACCAGUACUGGCCCAGCAGAGGAACGGAGACCUACGGUAUGAUCCAGGUCACCCUGCUGGACACCAUGGAGCUGGCCACCUUCUGCGUCCGCACCUUCUCCCUGCAUAAGAGCGGGGGCAGCGAGCGGCGGGAGGUGAGACAGUUCCAGUUCACGGCCUGGCCGGACCACGGCGUGCCGGAGUACCCCACCCCCUUCCUCAACUUCCUGCGCCGGGUCAAAGCCUGCAACCCGCCGGACGCCGGGCCAAUCAUCGCUCACUGCAGUGCCGGCGUGGGCCGCACCGGCUGCUUCAUCGUCAUCGACGCCAUGCUGGAGCGCAUCCGCCACGAGCGCACCGUGGACGUGUACGGCCACGUCACGCUCAUGCGCUCCCAGCGCAACUACAUGGUGCAGACGGAGGACCAGUACAGCUUCAUCCACGAGUCUCUGCUGGAGGCGGUCGCCUGCGGCAACACGGAGGUGGCCGCGCGGAGCCUCUACUCUUACAUGCAGAAGCUCUCGCAGGUGGAGACCGGAGAGCACGUCACCGGCACCGAGCUGGAGUUCAAGCGGCUUGCCAACACCAAAGCCCAUACGUCCCGCUUUGUGACAGCCAACCUACCGUGCAACAAAUUCAAGAACCGCCUGGUGAACAUCAUGCCCUACGAAACCACGCGCGUGUGCCUCCAGCCAAUCCGCGGCCUGGAAGGCUCCGAUUACAUCAACGCCAGCUACAUCGAUGGAUACAGGCAGCAGAGAGGGUACAUCGCCACCCAGGGUCCGCUGGCUGAGACUACAGAGGACUUCUGGAGGAUGCUCUGGGAGCACAAUUCCACCAUCGUGGUCAUGCUCACCAAACUGAGAGAGAUGGGCCGGGAGAAGUGCCACCAGUACUGGCCGGCUGAGCGUUCAGCCAGAUACCAGUACUUUGUGGUGGACCCAAUGGCCGAGUACAACAUGCCGCAGUACAUCCUCAGAGAGUUCAAAGUCACCGACGCCCGGGAUGGCCAAUCACGCACAGUCCGUCAGUUCCAGUUCACCGAUUGGCCGGAGCAAGGUGUGCCCAAGUCAGGUGAAGGCUUCAUCGAUUUCAUUGGUCAAGUGCACAAAACAAAGGAGCAGUUUGGCCAGGAUGGACCAAUCAGCGUUCACUGCAGUGCUGGCGUGGGGCGGACCGGCGUCUUCAUCACCCUGAGCAUCGUGCUGGAGAGGAUGCGGUACGAGGGCGCGGUCGACAUCUUCCAGACUGUCAAGAUGCUGCGCACGCAGAGGCCCGCCAUGGUGCAGACGGAGGACGAGUACCAGUUCUGCUACCAGGCGGCGCUGGAAUACCUGGGGAGCUUUGACCACUAUGCAACAUAAAUGAAGAGAGAGGGACCAGAAGCACCUCCUCCCUCCUCCUCCUUUCCUUUUUCAUUUUUUUUUUUUGCUCUGAGGUCACAAACAAACAAGACAGAGAGGGGACUGAACGCGGACGAGAGGAAGAGGAGACCAACCCUUCUUACAAUCAAAACCUUCGAUUAAGACCAAAUUCAAUGACGAUCGCAAAACUAACAAACAAA